AUUAAAGAUAAUUAUAAAGAUUUAGGUGAUAAGAAUACUGGCGAGAAAUAAUAUAAAACUGAAAUUUCAAACGUUUUGAAAAUACUGGUACGUUUUUUGAUAAAUAAUGUGCAUGGAAUAUUUUUAAAUUUUUGUACCGUUUCAAAAUGAGAACAGAUAAGCAGAAUAGAUAUUGAUAUCGUCAUGAGUAGACAUAAAUAGCACACGAAAAAUUAUCAAGUAAAUUAAAUAAAUUUAAAAAAAUUCUAGUGUUGAUAUAUUCAGAAAAUAAUUAUUUAAAAUAGUGUAAAUAAAUUAAAAAUCAGUAAAAAUAUAUAAAAACCGCAUCGUUUCGAUUUAACUGCGGUAUAAAAGGAUUUUAAUAUGUGUUCCCCGUGUGGUCCUAUGGUUUGUUACAAGUAUGAAGACUGCGGACCGCCGAAAGGUAGAGCAGCCGAAAGGGGUGCUCCCACCGCGGAAGAAAACGAUGCAGAAAAAACAGGAUCUAAAGAAAACCAGCUAAAGAGAACAAAAAGCCGUGAGCUCCGUGGCGGAAUUAUGUAUUAUAGCUGUCAUUGUAUAAAAAGAAAUGGUCUUCAACAUGAUUGUCGGCGCACUGGUUGUGGCGGAGAGCCGGCAUGUUUAGUUUUACCCGACCCUUUAUGUGCGCCAAGUCAACUAGCACGUGCGCGAGGACUUGCAGAUCCGGCACCGCUUGCAGCUCAUCUCCGGGCUCAAGCGGGCACUUCAGGAAAUUUAGCAGAAUCAAAUUUUGGAUCUAGUGGUGGUAAACGGUUCAUAGUUUGUGAACUUAAAGGCGUGAUACCCGACGGUUCAACUGCUAAAAAGGAACAGUGUUGUAAGUUGCCUACAUCUCUUUCUACUCAAGUAAAUAAAGAUUACUCUAAAGACAAGAGCCAGGAUCAGCCAUCUGAAAGUAUUUUUGUUCUAGACGAACAAAAAAUGAAAGCAAUUAUCAACAAUAUACAAAAUAAACAAUUAUUAACCACAGAGUCUAAAAAACCGAAUCCUCGGUCUCAACGAAUAGAAACAGUUAAAGAAGUGUGUACUAGACCUGGCUGUGUACACUGGAAACCGCCGUCACCUUGUUUAUGGGAUUUACCUUGUAAAGCAGAUUGUUUCGAGGCACCUCCUAAUAUUCAAUCUGGUCGUAAUCCAUUAAGUGGUAGCGGCGGUUCCAGAAUACCAAGCUUGCCACAUCGAGAAGCAAAAUCCGGUCAACGCAUGAUAAUACUUAAUCCUAUAGAAUGAAUUUUACACAGGUUGCUGUUCAAAGAGUGGUGGUGCGGAUACUGCUAUGACUGCUGGAACAUCUGCGGCAGGAUUGCCAGUUUUAGUGAUGAAACUUUGCUAAAACUGGUACAAAUUAUGAUAAAAAUUGCAAUAUAUUAAAUGUUUUGAU
This is a messenger RNA of Nymphalis io (European peacock), 1402 nucleotides long. RefSeq lists its product as uncharacterized. The record is from RefSeq and is a predicted model, not a curated record. The coding region runs from base 364 to 1251 and encodes 295 amino acids. The transcript has 3 exons. Lineage: Eukaryota; Metazoa; Arthropoda; Insecta; Lepidoptera; Nymphalidae.